Messenger RNA from Diatraea saccharalis (sugarcane borer), 861 nucleotides. The record is from the annotation of a GenBank genome assembly. Lineage: Eukaryota; Metazoa; Arthropoda; Insecta; Lepidoptera; Crambidae.
AUGUUGGAGGUCGUUGAAACCGAGUCCAAUUAUGUGCCGAGUACAACUCUCCCUGGACUCAUUACGUUUGAAUAUGGUGCAAUUGAAAAUUCAACAAAUAUUACGACGCCUACAAACUCGUCGUGGCUGGAUUACGAUGCCGUUUGCACAUCAGGAUCGGAUAACUUUCUUUCCACUACGCUGUUCCACACGUGUGUGUUCAUCAUGUACAGUAUAGUUUUCAUAGUGGCACUUAUAGGUAACGGAUUAGUAUGUUUCGUUGUGCAAUCAUCACCUCGUAUGAAAACAGUGACAAAUUAUUUCAUAGUGAAUCUAGCAGUCGGUGAUAUACUCAUGACACUAUUUUGUGUGCCGUUUUCUUUCAUGUCAAUGUUAGUGUUGAGAUAUUGGCCAUUUGGUGCAAUUAUGUGUAAGGUAGUGAAUUAUUCACAAGCUGUUUCAGUGUUAGUGAGUGCGUAUACGUUGUUAGCAAUAUCUAUUGAUCGAUACAUGGUGAUAAUGCACCCAUUGAGACCACGACUGGGGAAAACAGCAGCUAAACUAGUGGUAGCUGGUGUGUGGGGAGGUGCGUUAGCUACUGCUGCUCCGAUACCGAUAGUAUCACAAGUGCAAAGACCAACUGAAUGGCAUCGAUACUGCGGAACGGACAUUUGCCUCGAAGAGUGGGAGAGGCCGGAGCAAAGCGAGCGUUACACGUGCGCGCUGUUGGCAUUUCAGUUCUUGUUGCCGCUCAGCGCGCUAGUUUGUACCUAUGUUAGGAUAGCUCACGUCGUGUGGGGUGGUAGACCGCCAGGUGAAGCACAGUCGGCAAGAGACAACAGGAUGCAACGAUCAAAAAGAAAAGUAUGUUUUGAUUUCUGA